Messenger RNA from Phragmites australis (common reed), 2849 nucleotides. RefSeq names its product U-box domain-containing protein 11-like. Gene Ontology annotation, molecular function: protein binding; ubiquitin-protein transferase activity. The record is from RefSeq and is a predicted model, not a curated record. Gene Ontology annotation, biological process: protein ubiquitination. The coding region runs from base 356 to 2266 and encodes 636 amino acids. NCBI's taxonomy places the organism in Eukaryota, Viridiplantae, Streptophyta, Magnoliopsida, Poales, Poaceae. The transcript is spliced from 4 exons. Gene Ontology annotation, cellular component: nucleus; cytoplasm.
CCGCUGUGUCGCGCCCGGGAAUCUCUCCGCACGCCAACGCAGUCGCGGACACCCCACGCCCAGCUCAGCUCGGCACCACCUCCUCGCUUCUCCCCCAUCCCCGCGCCGGGAGCUGGAGCUGGAGCCCAGCGAGCAGCGGCCGGCAUUUGCCUUUCUUUAAUCCGAAACCCCUCCUGAGCUCUCCGCACUACACUGCAUCGCGCGAUGUUGACAUUGGCAUGACCUGAUGGCCCCUUCCCCACCACCACCACCAUCUCGACUUCCUCCUCUCCCCCUCCACGCGGAGUGUUGAGCUGUCACCUCUCUGGGCGAGCUGAGGGGGUGACGACGGGGGUUCGUCGCGCUCGCGGCCGCAAUGGCGUCGGCGGGGGCGGCGGCAAAGAUCGUGCGGGAGAUCGCGGCGGUGGGCGCCGCCGACCUUGCUGCCGCCGCCGAGCCGCUGCGCGCGGACUGCCUCCGCCUCGCGCGGAAGGUGUCGCUGCUGUCGCACCUCGUCGCCGAGGUCGCCGAGGCGGGGGAGGGGGAUGCGGCGGCUGCGGCAUGGGUGCGCGAGCUGGUGAGGGCGCUCGAGGCCGCCAGGAGGUUCGUCGAGCUCGGACGAGCGCCGCCGCUGCCGCCGACCGUGGCGGGGGCGUCGGAUCAGGAUGCCAUAUGCGACAAUGCUGCUGUUCAGUUCAAGUAUGUGACUUGGCAGUUGCAAGCUGCUCUAACGAACCUACCACAUAGCUGUUUUCAAAUAUCAGAUGAAGUUCAAGAAGAGGUUGAUUUGGUGCGAGCUCAGCUUAGAAGAGACAUGGAGAAGAAGGGAGCCCUUGAUGUGAACAUUUUUUCGAAAGUUCAUGAUAUCUUAGCUCGAGUUGAUAAUGCUGAAUCACAAUCGCAACCACAUGGUCAACCAGAGCCAUCACAGAUGCAGAACCACAGUAAAGAACACCUGGAGUUGAAAGAUAUUGUUCUACUAGUUUCUGAAAUAAGCGGGUUGUCCAAAUCUGACAUGACGAAAGUAACAUCGGAGCUAGUUGAAGGACUCAGAGACAUUAAAUCUCUUGACUCCCCAAAACCUGUCAAUGUUGAUAAUCAAGCAAGUGAUGAAACAAAAAGUUUAUCCAAAGUUAAGAAGCCAGACUCGGUAGCUAUUCCUGAAGAUUUUCGUUGCCCGGUAUCUCUCGAGCUGAUGAGGGAUCCGGUCAUUGUUUCAACAGGACAGACCUAUGAGCGUGCUUUCAUUCAGAGGUGGAUUGACUGUGGAAACCGGACCUGCCCAAAAACUCAACAGAAGCUCCAUAAUCUUACAUUGACCCCGAACUAUGUGCUGAGAAGUUUAAUAAUGCAGUGGUGUGAGGAAAAGGGGAUUGAACCACCCAGCAGAUCUAAAAAUGAUGGUUCUUCUCUUGAGAUUGGUGGGGACAGAUUAGCAGUUGAAGCAUUAGUUCGCAAUCUCUCUAGCAGCUCAUUGGAUGAACGAAAAUCUGCUGCUGCUGAAAUAAGAUCUUUGGCCAAGAAAAGUACAGACAAUCGUAUUCUUCUAGCGGAGUCUAGUGCUAUACCAGCUCUAGUGAAACUUCUGUCGUCCAAGGACCUGAAAACGCAAGAACACGCAGUUACAGCUCUUCUGAAUCUCUCCAUAUAUGAUCAGAACAAGGAACUUAUAGUGGUUGCUGGUGCCAUUGUCCCAAUCAUACAAGUGUUGAGGAUGGGUAGCAUGGAGGCAAGAGAAAAUGCAGCUGCAGCUAUUUUCAGCUUGUCACUAAUCGACGAUAACAAGAUAAUGAUAGGAAGCACCCCAGGGGCAAUUGAAGCGUUGGUUGAGUUGUUACAGACUGGUAGCUCAAGGGGUAGAAAAGAUGCAGCAACAGCUCUGUUCAAUCUAUGCAUAUACCAAGCUAACAAGGUCAGGGCUGUUCGAGCAGGGAUCCUGGCACCACUGAUUCGGAUGCUGCAGGAUUCAUCCAGAACUGGAGCUAUCGAUGAAGCACUGACAAUCUUGUCGGUUCUUGUGAGCCAUCGUGAGUGUAAAACUGCUAUAUCCAAGGGUCACGCCAUACCCUUUUUGAUAGAUUUGUUACGGUCGGGCCAGGCCCGUAACAAGGAGAAUGCUGCUGCUAUUCUACUUGCACUUUGCAAGAAAGACGCUGAGAACCUCGCCUGUAUAGGGAGGCUGGGUGCCCAGAUACCACUAACUGAGCUGGCGAAGACCGGCACAGACAGAGCUAAGCGCAAAGCAACUUCACUCCUGGAGCACCUCAGUAAGUUGCAGGUGCUAUAGUUCCAUUCCCCCCCCCCCACCCCCACCCCACUGCACACCAUUUUGUGCAUGUGCAUGUGUUCGACAUGUAUGCAUACAUACGGGAAAUUAACCUCAUCUGUCAUUGAGUAUGAAUUUAGUGGGUUGGUGAUUAGUUUGUUUCAGUCACCCUCAGACGCGUGUUCAAUGAUUCCUACCAUAAAAUGGUUGGUGUUGCUGAAUCUGAUAUAUUCUGCUCCUUCAUCUGCAUGAAGUUUGAUUUGAGCUUUUGAGCACACAGUGCAAAAUUAUCAUGGUCGCCAUCAAAAUAUCUACUCAUGACUUCUUUGUCUUCAAGAUAUCAACUUGACAUAAGCCUGGUACCUUCAGCACUUCACUCCUGGGGGUCCUUUUUGAAAAUCUGUAGAGCUUUUGAGUGCAGCCACCAUCUUUUAACUUGGCCAUUAAUUUCUUGGACCCCCAAUACACUCACCUGGACAUGAUUAGCAAGGUGACCUGAUAUGAAAAGCAACACGGUAAUGAUGAUUGUAUGCUUGUUACUUGUUUAUUUAUUUUCAAGAUUUCCUAUAACUCGACGAAAGCAUCAACACUUCUUAAUAAUAUU